This is a messenger RNA of Arabidopsis thaliana (thale cress), 468 nucleotides long. It is a transcript of the gene CYP79A4P, whose product is annotated as cytochrome P450, family 79, subfamily A, polypeptide 4 pseudogene. The record is from RefSeq and is marked reviewed. Lineage: Eukaryota; Viridiplantae; Streptophyta; Magnoliopsida; Brassicales; Brassicaceae. The coding region runs from base 1 to 468 and encodes 155 amino acids. The transcript has a single exon.
AUGAAAAAAUUAAAAAUCUUGAAAGAGGCAUUCCGGUUACAUCAUGUGGCGCCAUUCAACCUCCCUCACAUGUCCACUACUGAUGUUGUGGUGGAUGGUUACUUCAUCCCCAAGGGAAGCCACAAGCUUAUUAGUCGUAUGGGGAUCGGGAGAAACCCUAAAGUGUGGGACAAACCGCUUAAGUUUGAUCCUGAGAGACAUUUAAGCAAUAACACAUGUGUAGAACUAAAAGAGCCUGAUCUCAAUAUAAUAACGUUCGGUGCAGAAAGACGAGGGUGUAUGGGUGCGGACAUUGGGUCAGCCAUGACGUACAUGUUGGUGGCUCGGUUGAUUCAAGGGUUCACGUGGUCACCAGUACCCAGUGAAAGUAAAAUUGAUAUUUCAGUAAGCAAGAGUGAUCUUUUUAUGGCAAAACCCUUAAAUGCGGUUGUAACACCUCGUUUGGAUCCAAAUGUGUAUCCAGCCUGA